AAGCUCUACUCUCUCGACACUCUGGACACCCGUUUCACCACAUCAGCAAAGACUCCCUACAAACUCACAACCGAAGACUCAAUAGCACACUCAAAACUACCUGCACAACAAGUACUUCAACCAGCACAGAAUCAAUCUUUGCCAGGAGCUCAGCCAUCAAAAUGGAAUACUGCAGAGUUCUACUUUUACUAUCUAUGCUUCCUUACCAUUCCUGUCUUCAUGGUGAAGGCUGUGUAUGAUGUUUCUCAAGACGGCUGGAUCCCUGGCCGCAAAGUUGUAUGUGAUAGUCACCUCAAGACGAUUCUCGAGUCUAAUUUGUGUCAANNGGACAACUCGGACUCUCAGUAUGCUGGAUUCCGCGACAAUAUUCCUUACAUGACACUCCUUCUUAUCUUGCAUCCAUUGCUCCGCAAGGCCUACAACUCUUUCUGGCGCAUUGACUCAUACACCAAACCUGUUCCCCCAAACAACAGAAAUCCUGGACUGACACAGGGUCUGAGCCCUUCAGCUGCUGCAGAUGCUAGAAUGGAGCACAGGAUAUCUUUCGAUGUCAUGUUUGCUGUCAUCUUCAUAUUUGCACUGCACGGAUUCUCAGCGUUGAAAGUCCUUCUUAUCUUGUACACCAACUUCAAGUUGGCCACCCAGCUUCCUAAAGCAUAUGUGCCCGCUGCUACAUGGGUCUUCAACGUCGGAAUCUUGUUUGCAAACGAACUGUGUCAUGGCUACCCCCUGGCUGGGGUGGCCGCCUUUAUCCUCCCGUCCCAAACCAGUGCUUCGGAAAAAGGCAACCAAACUCCUGGAUGGGCUGGUUGGAUUGAUAGCUAUGGCGGCAUCUUACCGCGCUGGGAGAUUCUUUUCAACAUCACUGUGCUCCGCCUGAUCAGUUUCAACCUUGAUUAUUAUUGGAGUUUGGGUGCUCCGUCUUCCAUUGAGCUUGAUCCCUCAAACCUAUCAGAGCGUGACAGAGUUUCAGUUCCUGCUAAGCCAGCAGACUUUAGCUUCCGCAACUAUCUUGCUUACGCUCUUUACUCGCCGCUGUAUCUUGCAGGACCUAUACUGACAUUCAACGACUACAUCUCACAGUCGCGCUACCCGCUUGCGUCCAUCAACAUCAAACGCACCUUAAUGUACGGUAUCCGUUUUCUGGUCUGCGUCCUCACCAUGGAGUUCUGCCUUCAUUUCCUCUAUGCUGUGGCCAUCAGCAAAGCACAGCCAGCUUGGGAGGUCUAUACACCGAUGCAACUGAGUAUGCUCGGUUACUUUAACCUUCAUAUCAUCUGGCUGAAGUUGUUGAUUCCCUGGCGUUUCUUCCGAUUGUGGUCACUCGUGGAUGGUAUUGACCCACCCGAGAACAUGGUUCGUUGCAUGAGUGACAACUACUCAGCACUGGCCUUCUGGCGAGGUUGGCACAGAAGUUUCAAUCGCUGGAUCGUCAGAUACAUUUACAUCCCCAUUGGCGGCAGUGGACAGGGCAAAGUGCGCGCUAUUGGCAACUUCCUCGCUGUCUUUACGUUUGUCGCACUCUGGCACGAUAUCAACCUCAAGCUACUUAUCUGGGGCUGGCUCAUUACACUAUUCGUUCUGCCAGAGGUAAUUUGCACACUUCUGUUCCCAGCAAAGAAGUGGAAGGAUAGUCCGGAUGUUUAUCGCUGGAUCUGUGGUGUCGGUGCUACUGGAAACAUUUUGAUGAUGAUGGCAGCCAACCUUGUCGGAUUUGCUAUUGGUGUUGACGGCUUGAAGGCUAUGGUCGGCAAUAUUGUGGGCAGUCUUGGUGGAUGGGUGUUCUUGCUCGGUGUCUGUGGCACGCUGUUUGUCGGCGCUCAAGUCAUGUUUGAGGUUCGCGAGAGCGAGAAGAGGAAAGGUAUCAACAUGAAGUGUUAA
Messenger RNA from Aureobasidium uvarum, 1881 nucleotides. The record is from the annotation of a GenBank genome assembly. NCBI's taxonomy places the organism in Eukaryota, Fungi, Ascomycota, Dothideomycetes, Dothideales, Saccotheciaceae.